Messenger RNA from Caretta caretta (loggerhead turtle), 933 nucleotides. NCBI's taxonomy places the organism in Eukaryota, Metazoa, Chordata, Testudines, Cheloniidae. The record is from RefSeq and is a predicted model, not a curated record.
UGUGCCGAUGUCAUGACAUCCGUGCCGUUGAAUUGGGGCAAACCGCUAAAGGAGACGCACCACACUGGUGCACAAAGGAGCUUGCCUUGGUGCAGUUCGCUGCAGGAAGUUACCAGAGCGAGCCGCACUGCUCCAGCGCAUCUCCAGGAGGUGUUUGCCCUGAUGUCACUGCGUCACUGUGAUUAUACGGGUGCAGAUUGCUCGGAUACAGAGUGCUGGCGUCUAAGCUUUCAUCAGCUGAUCUGUGUCCCCCUGCUGGCCCUGCUUGCCCAGACGGCUGGAUGGGAUACCGAGGGAAAUGCUACUAUUUCUCAGAGAGGGAAGGGAGCUGGACCGACAGCCAGAGCCCUGCUCUGCACCGGGUGCCUCCCUGGCUGGGAUCGACAGUGAGCAGGAAAUGGCGUUCCUGCUGCGCCAUAAGGGUGUCUAUGACUGGAUCGGCCUCUGGAGGGAGCCGGGUCAGCCCUGGACAUGGGCCAACGGCACCGAAUUCAACCACCUGUUUCAGAUAAGAGGAGGAGGUGACUGCGCGUAUCUGAACGAGGAGAAAGGGGUCAGCAGCUCACGGUGCUACAUGGAAAGACGGUGGAUCUGUCGCAAACCUGAGGUGUAUGUGAUGGGAAAAGAGACUGCACUGGAAGGGGGCUCGAAAUGAGACUCCUAGAAGUGACACUGAUCCAACUCACACCUACUUGAACGAGCCAAGUCCCCAUUCGUCAGCCUGGCCAGGAUCUCAAAAUCAGGCAGCAGGGCCCUCAAGCAAUAAGUGUGUCUCGUUUAAACUAUGGAUUCUUCAUAUGUGCCUUCUGCUUUUGAACCUUUAAACUCAGGGUCACAUUGUCAAGCUUUUCUCUGCAGCUGAGAGGGAGUGAUCUCAUGAGAAGGAGUCUCAGCCACACGCUGGGGAAAUGAGAGAAGGGAAGGCCUUGUUUG